CACGGCGGCCCCGCCCCCGGCUCCGCCCCGCCGGCUUCGCGGGCUGGAGAGCGAGGGAGCCGCGGGCGAGGGAUCGCAGGAUGAGCGAUCGGGGCCCGGGCAGCCGGCAGCGGACGCGCCCCCCGAGCCCCACGGCCCGCGCCCCGCGGCCCCCCCGGCCCCGCGGCCCCGGACGCGCUGCCCGUGUCCCUCGAGUCCCGUGGGCCAUGCCCGGCCGGCCCUAAGUGUAGGCCGGGGGGCGUCCCCUUGCGCCCAGACCCCGCGCUGGCGCCCCCCGGGCCGCCGCCCGGCGCGGGGGCCAUGGCGUUCACCUUCGCAGCAUUCUGCUACAUGCUCACCCUGGUGCUGUGCGCCUCCCUCAUCUUCUUUGUCAUCUGGCACAUCAUAGCCUUUGAUGAGCUCCGGACCGACUUCAAGAACCCCAUCGACCAGGGGAACCCAGCGCGGGCAGUAAGUGAUACAUGUGCUGUGCUGAGCGCGAGCGUUUGAAAAACAUCGAACGCAUCUGCUGCCUCCUGAGGAAGCUGGUGGUCCCGGAAUAUUCCAUCCACGGCCUCUUCUGUCUGAUGUUUCUGUGUGCAGCAGAGUGGGUGACCCUGGGCCUCAACAUCCCCCUCCUCUUCUACCACCUUUGGAGGUACUUCCACCGUCCUGCGGAUGGCUCUGAGGUCAUGUAUGAUGCGGUCUCUAUCAUGAAUGCUGACAUCCUCAAUUACUGCCAGAAGGAGUCCUGGUGUAAACUUGCCUUCUACCUGCUCUCCUUCUUCUAUUACCUGUACAGUAUGGUUUAUACGUUGGUGAGCUUCUAAGGGUGAAGCCGGCCAGGGAGCAAGCCCAGAAUGGACCGGACGCCUGUGCACCCCUAGCCCUGCCCUUCUGGCCACAGAGGCCUCAGCCCUGGGGAGACAGGGGGCACUGGUGCCUCCAGCCUCCUCACCCCCAAACUGCUGCUGCGGGGACCCCCGCCUUCAGAGCUCUCCCCCUCCAACUAGGGCCAGGCAAAGCUCUAACUAGGGGUGGGGACUCCACUGCUAGCCUGCAGUUAGGCAUGGCAGUUGUCCUGGAAGAGGCAGGACUUCUAGUCUUGUCUGUUUCAGGGGAACUUGGGCCCUGCCACCAGGCAGACCUUGAUCUUGGAAGUUCUGGGCAGCCCCCCUUGGCCCUCACCCUGAAGCUCCCCCUGCAGGUGAGGGGGCACCUGCACCAGGAAUGAGCAGGCUCACUAUGGGGGCAGCCCCAUCCCUAGUCUGCCCUCUCCCCUCCCCAGGCUCUCUUUCCAACCCCAUCUCUACUUCUCCCAAACCCAGCCCACCUGCCCCUCGGUCCCAUUUUCUAUGUUGCCUGGAGGAGUCCGGCACCCCCUCCCCGGCCAUUUGUGACAAAAUAUGAAUAAACAACUGAGAACACACA
Onychomys torridus (southern grasshopper mouse) is the source of this 1410-nucleotide messenger RNA. RefSeq names its product cornichon family AMPA receptor auxiliary protein 2 (gene Cnih2). The coding region runs from base 462 to 809 and encodes 115 amino acids. Lineage: Eukaryota; Metazoa; Chordata; Mammalia; Rodentia; Cricetidae. The transcript has 6 exons. Gene Ontology annotation, cellular component: synapse; dendrite. The record is from RefSeq and is a predicted model, not a curated record. Gene Ontology annotation, biological process: vesicle-mediated transport; regulation of AMPA receptor activity.